CCUCGCUUGCAGCUGCCGCCGGUUCCAGCCCUGCCCUCCCGGAGCUGCCAGAGGCUCGCGGGUCCCGGACACAUCCCGCCGCCGGGGCUGCCACCGGGGCAUGGGUGCCGCGGGCCUGCUCUGGGUUUCCUUGGCUCUCAUCACGCCGGGGGUGCUCGGUCAGUGUAAGUUCCUGCCAAGCUAUCCUUAUGCUAAGCCUAAAGUUAGGAGUGAUCAGUCUGAGUUUGCUGUGGGGACACAUUUGCAAUAUGAAUGCCUUCCUGGGUAUAUCAAAAGGUCAUUCUUAAUCACCUGUCUAGAGACCUCCCGGUGGUCAGAUCCUCAGCUAAACUGUAAACGUAAAUCAUGUGUGAGUCCUGGAGAACUCCUCUAUGGCUCUGUCCACACACCCAUGGGUAUCGUGUUUGAGUCAACAAUUACAUUUUCUUGUAAUGAAGGAUAUCGACUCAUUGGUGAAUCAUCUGCUACAUGUGUUAUCUCACACAGCAAUGUUGUAACCUGGAAUAGGGACAUGCCUGUUUGUGAAUCUAUUCCUUGUAAGUCACCCCCAGCCAUCUCCAAUGGGGCAUUUGAUGGCAGCAGUACAGAUAACUUUUACUAUGGAAUGGUGGUGACUUAUAGGUGCCAUGUUGGACCGGAUGGGAAAAAGCUCUUUGACCUCGUGGGUGAGAAGUCAAUAUCUUGCACCAGCAAAGACAAUCAAGUUGGCAUCUGGAGCGGCCCUCCUCCUCAGUGUAUUAAGUUAGUCAAAUGCCCAUUUCCAAAAGUUGAAAAUGGAAUUAUGGAAUCUGGAUUUAGUCGUUCAUUUUCCUUAAAUGAUACUGUGAUGUUUAAGUGUAAGCCUGGCUUUACCAUGAAAGGCAGCAACAAGGCAUGGUGCCAACCAAACAAUAAAUGGGAUCCUCCACUGCCACAUUGCUUGAAGGGGUGUCUACCACCUCCACAUAUCCACCACGGUACUUAUAACAAAAUGGAUAAGGAAUUCUUUGAAACUGAAGAGAAAGUGUCCUACAGCUGUGAGCCUGGCUACACUCUCAUUGGCACUAACCCUAUAUGGUGUACAUCCUUGGGAACCUGGAGCCAUACAGCCCCCAAUUGUGAAGUGAAAUCAUGUGAUGCCAUCCCAAACCAACUUCUCAAUGGCCAGGUGGUGGCUCCUCCUAAUCUCCAGCUUGGGGCAGAGGUUUCUUUUGUUUGUGAUGAGGGGUACCGUUUAAAUGGCAAAUCUUCUAGUCAGUGUGUCUCUGAAGGAAUGAGAGUACUCUGGAAUAAUAAGUUUCCUGUCUGUGAACGGAUUUUUUGUGAUCCUCCUCCUCCUAUCCAAAAUGGUUGGAAUAGUUAUGCUUCUGGCUCCGUACCUCUUAACACUUUGGUGAGGUACACUUGUCCCCCUAGCUACCGCAUCAUUGGAGAAAAGAAUCUUUUUUGUAUAAGUAAAGACCAAGUGAAAGGAAUCUGGGAUAAACCUGCCCCUACAUGUGAAUAUUACAGCAGAAGAUCUACUUGCUCUGAGCCUGUAGUACCAGGGGGACACAAAGACAAAAGAUCUAGACCACCAUACAGACAUGGUGAUUCUGUGACCUUUACCUGUGAUGCCAACUUCACCAUGAAAGGAAACAAGACCGUUUGGUGCCAAGCAAAUAGAAGGUGGGGGCCGACACCACUACCAACCUGUGAGAGUGAUUUCUCCCUGGAGUGUCCACCACUUCCCAUGAUCCCCAAUGGACAUCACACAGCAGAGAAUGUCGGCCUCUUUGUCCCUGGACUGUCUGUGACUUACAGCUGUGAACCUGGCUACUUGCUUGUUGGAGAAACGACCAUUCGUUGUUUGUCUUCAGGAGACUGGAGUGCAGUCAUUCCACAAUGUAAAGAGGCCCAGUGUGACGCUCCAGGAACAUUGCUCAAUGGCCAGAUAAAGGGGCCUGCAAGUCGUCGAGUUGGCGUAACUAUAACCUUUUCCUGUAAUGAAGGAUAUCGAUUACGAGGCCAACCUUCUAGUCAGUGUGUAAUUGCUGGAGAGAGAGCUUUAUGGACCAAGAUGCCAAAAUGUGAAGAAAUCCUUUGCCCACCACCUCCUAAUAUUCUCAAUGGAAGGCAUACAGGCCACCCUUCAGUGAACGUUCCAUACGGAAGCACAGUCACUUACACUUGUGACCCGGGGCCAGAGAGAGGAGUGGACUUCAUCCUGAUUGGGAAGGACACUAUCCGUUGCACCACUGAUAGUCAGAAGACUGGGAUCUGGAGUGGUCCUGCCCCGCGCUGCGAACUUUCUACUCCUGGAAUUCACUGUCCACCUCCCCAGAUCCUAAGAGGCCAAAUAUCGUCUGGGCAGAAAGAUCAAUAUUCAUAUAAUGAUACUGUGGCAUUUGGUUGCUUGUUGGGCUUCACCUUGAAAGGUAGCAAGAGAAUAAGGUGCAGUGCCCAAGGCACAUGGGAGCCCUCUGCACCAGUCUGUGAAAAGGCGUGCCAAGCCCCUCCUGAAAUCCUCAAUGGGCAAAAGGAAGAUAGACAUAGGAUGCGCUUUGAGCCUGGAACAUCCAUAAAAUACAGCUGUGACCCUGGCUAUGUGCUGGUGGGCGAAGAAUCCAUACAUUGCACCUCUGACGGGGUGUGGACACCCACUGUCCCCAAAUGCAAAGUGGCAGAGUGUGAACCUAUAGGAAAGUAUCUCUACAAAAAACCCCAAAAUCGAGUGAUUAGACCAGAUGUUGACUCUUCUUGCGAUGAAGGGUCCAGGUUAGGUGAGAGUGUUUAUCAGCUGUGUCAAGGCACCAUUCCUUGGUUUAUGGAGAUUCGUCUUUGUAUAGAAAUCACCUGCCCACCACCCCCUGUCAUCGACAAUGGGGCACACACAGGGAGUUCCUCAGAAGACUUUCCAUAUGGAACCACAGUCACUUAUUCCUGUAACCCUGGGCCAGAGAAAGGCGUAGAAUUCAACCUCAUCGGGGAGAGCACCAUCCGUUGUACAAAAGAUGGUCAGGAGAGGGGCAUCUGGAGUGGCCCUGCUCCUCUCUGUAAACUUUCCCUCCCUGCUAUUCAGUGCUCACAUGCCUACAUUGAAAAUGGAUACCAGAUAUCGGGCAAGGAAGCCCCAUAUGUCUACAACGACAGUGUGACAUUCAAGUGUGUUGAUGGAUUUACUUUGAAGGGCAGCAGUGAGAUUCGUUGCAAAGCCAAUGACACCUGGGAUCCUGAAAUACCCGUUUGUGAGAAAGACUGCCAGCCACCUUCGGGGCUGCACCACGGUCGGCAUACAGGCGGAAAUAGGGUCCUCUUUGUCUCUGGGAUGACUGUAGACUACACCUGUGACCCUGGCUACUCGCUUGUGGGAAACAAAUCCAUUCACUGUAUGCCUUCCGGAAAUUGGAGUCCUUCUGCCCCUCGGUGUGAAGAAGCAACAUGUGAGCCCGCGGGAGAAGAUGUUCAAGAGCUUCCAGCUGAUUCGCAUGUGAUUCUGGUUAAUACAUCCUGUCAAGAUGGGUACCAGCUGACUGGGCAUACUUAUCAGAAGUGUGAAGAUGCUGAGACUGGGGUUCGGUUCCAAAGGAUUCCACUCUGUGAAGCCAUUCACUGUCCACCUCCACCAGUGAUUGACAACGGGAGGCACACAGGUGUGAUGGCAAAACAGUUUCUUUAUGGAAUUGAAAUCUCUUAUGAAUGUGACCAAGGAUUCUCUCUUCUGGGAGAGAGAAACAUCCGAUGCAUAAGUGAUUCUGAAGGACAUGGAUCUUGGAGUGCACCUCCCCCACGGUGCUUAAAACCUCCUCCUGUGGCCCACUGCCCUCACCCAGAAGUCAAACAUGGAUACACGCUGAAUAAAGCUCGUUCUUCAUAUUCCCACAAUGACAUUGUAUAUGUUGCCUGCAACCAGGGUUUCAUCAUGAAUGGCAGUGACUUGAUUAGGUGCCAUACCAAUAACAAAUGGGUGCCAGGUGUACCAACGUGUAUCAAAAAGGCCUUCGUAGGAUGUCAACCUCCAUUUAAGAUGUCCAAUGGGAAUCAUACUGGUGGCGAGAGAGCUCGAUUUUCUCCUGGAAUGUCAAUCGUGUACCGCUGUGACGAAGGCUACCUGCUGGUGGGAGAGGCACUCCUUAUUUGCACACACGAGGGCACCUGGAGCCACCCUGCCCCUUUUUGUAAAGAAGUAAACUGUAGCUCCCCAGAGUAUAUGAAUGGAAUCCAGAAGGGGCUGGAGUCUGGGAAAAAGUACCAGCAUGGAGCAGUUGUUAAUUUGGAGUGUGAAGAGGGAUAUACCCUGGAAGGCAGUCCCCAGAGCCAGUGCCUGGAGGAUCACGGAUGGAACCCUCCCCUGGCUGUUUGCAAAUCACAAGGCUCACUCACUCCUCUUGUUGGUGGCCUUUCUGUAGGUUUGCUAUUUCUUCUCUUCUUGACUGCUGUCACCUUAUACCUGAUACCCAAACACAGAAAACGCAAUUAUUAUACAAAUAAAAGCCCUACAGAAGGAGAUCUUCGCUUAGAAACACGAGAAGUAUAUUCUAUUGAUCCAUACAACCUAGCAAGCUAACCAGAAAAUAAACAGAGUGCCUUCGUGCUUGGAAUGCAGCUGAACACGGGUUGGAAAGAAACCAUCUGAAUAUCAGCAAGCCUAUCUGUAUGGGCUCCACAUCACCGAAAUGAUGCCUUAAGCUGUAACUUCCUAUUUGCACUUAUUCUCGAGCAGCACAAAGAACAUUUGCUUGAUGAGAAAGAUGGGAGCCCAGUUUCACUGCCACCUGCUCUUCAAGGACUUUCUGAAGCCUCACCUGUGAUGUGCCUGGAGCCAGGCUUUGGCUAUAAGCAGUUACAUACUAGUAGCUCUGAGGAGUCACCUUUCCUAGGAAGGCACUAAAGUGAACUGUUUUUA
Myotis brandtii (Brandt's bat) is the source of this 4864-nucleotide messenger RNA. RefSeq names its product complement component (3d/Epstein Barr virus) receptor 2 (gene CR2). The transcript has 27 exons. NCBI's taxonomy places the organism in Eukaryota, Metazoa, Chordata, Mammalia, Chiroptera, Vespertilionidae. The record is from RefSeq and is a predicted model, not a curated record. The coding region runs from base 101 to 4525 and encodes 1474 amino acids.